Molecule: messenger RNA, 3078 nt
Organism: Acanthochromis polyacanthus (spiny chromis)
Lineage: Eukaryota; Metazoa; Chordata; Actinopteri; Pomacentridae
Gene: pou3f3b
Product: POU class 3 homeobox 3b
Exons: 2
Coding region: 699-2009 (436 amino acids)
Biological process (GO): regulation of transcription by RNA polymerase II; brain development
Cellular component (GO): nucleus
Molecular function (GO): DNA-binding transcription factor activity, RNA polymerase II-specific; RNA polymerase II cis-regulatory region sequence-specific DNA binding
Source: RefSeq, a predicted model, not a curated record
GAGAGAGAGAGGUGGAGAGAGAGAACAAGCGAAUGAGAGAAGAGGCUUACAAGCAGCACCGUACACUGUUAUACUGGAUUGUACUUCAACGGGAGUUUGCGGUUUGGCAGGUUUAUAUACAUCAAAACAGAACAAAGAGAUAGGCUCUACAGUGCUAUAAAAGAAGAGAGAGAAAAGAAUAAAGCGAGGGAGAAAUCUCGGCGACUGAAUUACAAAAGAACUAAGGACACUCUGCUAAUGUUUUUCACAUCCAAAGGGGACAUAAACUGGGACUUUGUACGUUGUGGACAAUUUGCAAGGCUUUUUGUUUUUUGCGACCAGCAAAAGUUUGUUUGGGACAGCGCUUUUUUCCUGUAUAUUUGAAUUUUAAUGCUCGCAAUCUCAUCCCAGUGCAAAACUUUCAAAACGGACUGCACAUGGUUUCAAAGGGCUUUUGAAAACCUGGAAUUUUAUUCGUCGAUAUCCAUGCAGAAGUGUCUCAACUAGAAUGUUGUAAAUACGUGCGGAUUUUAUUUAGUUUUCUCUCACCGUUUUUGAAGCUUUUUUUGCGUUUUUACGCACGUCGAUGGUAUUUGCCAAAAACCUACCCAUACUUUUAAAGUUUGAAUAAUUCAUGAGAUACAAUUUGCCUGCUCGAAAGAAGUGACUGUUAAAAGGGAGGGGGGUUAUCCACAAACAUAUUCAUAAGGGUUGACGGAAUGGCCACCGCGGCUUCCAAUCCUUAUCUACCCAGCAAUAGCAUCUUAUCGUCCGGCUCCAUCGUGCACUCUGACUCCGGGGGUGGUGGCAUGCAGCCGGGCAGCGCUGCGGUUACCUCCGGGUCUGGGGGCUACAGGGGAGACCCCUCAGUCAAGAUGGUACAGAGUGACUUUAUGCAAGGCGCAAUGGCAGCGAGCAACGGGGGACACAUGCUGAGCCAUGCCCAUCAGUGGGUGACAUCCCUCCCGCACGCCGCAGCGGCGGCAGCAGCAGCCGCGGUUGCAGCAGCUGAAGCCGGAUCGCCUUGGUCGUCGAGUCCCGUUGGGAUGACGGGCAGCCCGCAGCAGCAGGACGUGAAAAACUCCGGCAGAGACGAUCUGCACACAGGCACCGCGCUGCACCACAGGCCCCCUCACUUAGCUCCCCAUCAGACUCACGCCGGGGCUUGGGGGAGCACGACUGCGGCUCACAUUAACUCCAUUUCCGGAGGGCAGCAGCAGCAGCAGUCGCUGAUCUACUCCCAACCGGGAGGGUUCACUGUGAACGGGAUGCUGAGUCCGGGGAGCCAGAGCCUGGUGCACCCGGGACUGGUGAGGGGAGACACUCCGGAUCUGGACCACGGCAGCCACCACCACCACCAUCACCACCAGCAUCCGCAUCACCAGCACCACGGCGGCGUCAACAGCCACGACCCGCACUCGGACGAUGACACGCCGACCUCGGACGACCUGGAACAGUUCGCCAAGCAGUUCAAACAGCGGAGGAUCAAACUGGGCUUUACGCAGGCGGACGUCGGCUUGGCUCUUGGCACCCUGUACGGGAACGUUUUCUCUCAGACAACCAUUUGCAGAUUCGAGGCUCUGCAGCUCAGCUUCAAAAACAUGUGCAAGCUCAAGCCUUUGUUAAACAAGUGGCUUGAGGAGGCCGACUCGUCCACCGGCAGCCCCACCAGCAUCGACAAGAUCGCGGCGCAGGGGAGGAAGCGAAAGAAGCGCACGUCCAUCGAAGUGAGCGUCAAGGGGGCUUUGGAGAGCCACUUCCUAAAAUGCCCCAAGCCCUCGGCCCAGGAGAUCAGCAGCCUGGCGGACAACUUGCAGCUGGAGAAAGAGGUGGUUAGAGUGUGGUUUUGCAAUAGGAGACAGAAGGAAAAACGGAUGACGCCCCCAGGAGUGGCACAGACGCCGGAGGAUGUGUACUCUCAGGUCGGCAAUGGGCAUUUUUUAGUAGAUUACUUAAAAGAUGCAAGUGAAGCGAGCGACCAGAGGGUGACAACCACAAGUUCAUUCCACCAGGUAAUUUUGGCGCAUUGAGACACACCAAGAGGAGAACCAAGUAUUGUUUUUGUUAUUUUUUUUUCUCUUCCCCUCCUUCCAAAAAAGAUCCCCCCCUCAUUAUCCUGUGUUUGAUUGAAGAAACAAAGGAGCAGGCAUUUUGUAUAUUUAGAAAUGGGACUGAACCGCCCCCCCUUCUUCUUCUCCAUGCCCAACAAUAACAGAGGGGGGAAAAAACUGCAACAAAAUGAAGAAGAGUGACAUCCACGAAGCUUCCAUCAUGAUUUACAGCAAAAAUUUUCUUUCUCUGAGGUGGACUGCAUGGUUUCAUUGACACACACACACAUAAACGGAGGAUUAGGGAUUUUUCCCCCCCAUCUUGAGGCCCUCAUGAGCCCAGAAAGAAAAGACAAGCAGGACCAGGACUGUAUCCGCCUGAUCUCAAAGAUCACUUUCCUAAUUUCUUUCACGUGGGUUUUUUUUAAUUAUUAUUAUUUAAUGGACAUUGACACCGUGAGUGGAUUUUUUUCCUUAUUUUUUUUCAACAAAUAGAGCAUAAGACAUUUGAAAAAAGACUUGAGCUGCACUUAUUUGAGAAAAAAAAUCUGAAAAUCUGUUGCCAAGUGUGACUGAGUGGGUGCUGUGGAUAUACUAUUAAUGCUGCCCUUUGUAAGCAGUAUUCUUUGGUAGGUUUUAAUAAACAAAAACUCUGUAAAGCCGGCAAUAUAGAUCACUAGAUCAGAUACUGAUCUGAGUUAUUUACUUUAUAUUUUUCAUCAAAAUGACUUGUUUUAAUAUUUUAUUCGGAAUACAUAUGAAUUAUUCCAAACGGUAAUUUAUUUUUUCCUCCCUCCAGGAACUUGUGUAAGAUGCUUUCGCCUUAUCUUGUUUCAGUUUCCUUUUGUUUCUUCUAUUUUCGUUGUUGCCCUUAUUUGUUUUCAUUUUUGUAUUAUCGUUUCUAAAGGAGCACAAAUCACCAUAAGCUGACAUUGACCGUUGUUAGGUAAUAAGGGUAUAUUUUGAUGUGAUAAUUUGAUUGUAAUUUAAUUUCAGUAGUGGUUCCGUACGAGCUGAUUGAGACACAAUAAAUUUGUUAGAAUGAAAUGCA